GCACCAUCACCUUCCACUAACCGACCUCUCUCAUUGCAUGCGUAUUGACCAUAACAUCUUCCUCUUCUAGACAAAAAAACCUUGGCCUAUGCUUACAUUUAAAUGUCUCCAUGCCACCUCCUUUCUUACCAUUAACAUUUCUUUAAUUCAUGUGUCCCAAGAAAUGUAGCUUUCUCAGCUCCAUCUUCCCAGCACUCACCACUAAUAUAAUGGCCAUGUACUCCUCCUAGAAGGCCUUUGUGCAUACGCUCCUCGUUCUCUCUGGAAUCUUGUCUUUCACAUGAACCUCUGCUUUCAUACACAAUGCUGAGACACUGCUCGGGGCAGAAGACACACUCGCUGCUUUUCAUCUUUGUGUGAUCUUACGAAACGAGAGAUGAGUAACUUUGUUGCUCUCUUUAUAGGAAACUGCGUUUCUUGCAUCAGUAUCUCCCCAAGACAGCAGGGUAAAGUUUUGCAGAUUGUGAAGCUUGAUGGGAAGAUAGCGAAGCUCACCGCCCCGGUUCUAGUUAAAGAUUUAUCGACGAACUUGGUUGGCUCGGGGAUCGGCCUUUCGAAGGGAGAUUCAAAGCGGCUUCCGCUGGAUCACGAGCUGAAACUGGGGAAGGUUUAUUAUGUUCUUCCUGCUGCUGCUGCUGCUGCAAUGAGUCCAGGGAGAGUUCCAUCUACUGCUGGCCAGUCAGAACAGAGUGACAGAGUGAAAAAGAGGAUAAAGAUAGUCAUCACAAAGCAACAGCUUCAACAGCUUUUGUCAAAGAGUGUUUCUGUUGAGGAGAUUUUGGCAGGAACCAAGAAAGAAACUUGCCAGGACCGUGGUCUUGAUUCUCCUAGAAACUGGAGGCCUCGGCUUGAUUCUAUCCCCGAAGGUAACAAUUGAUGUCGGCGCUUUAUUUUGGUUUCUGUCAUUGCUACUUGUAACAUAAUUAGUACAAAACAGGCAGAUGGUUGUUCACAUGUAUGAGAUUUCUAAAGAGAACUACAGUCGAUACAUCGAAGAUCAAUACUCUUACCCUAGUUUUAAACCUGACGCUCUUCCAUGUCAAGCAGAAAUGUAUCUAUCAUGAACUUCUCAUGUCUAGCAGAGUCACCCUCGGUGUCUCACCUUGUUGUACUGUGUUCCUAUCAGAUAGUGACUUCAUCAUUUGGUGUCCA
Molecule: messenger RNA, 1152 nt
Organism: Syzygium oleosum
Lineage: Eukaryota; Viridiplantae; Streptophyta; Magnoliopsida; Myrtales; Myrtaceae
Exons: 1
Coding region: 377-877 (166 amino acids)
Source: RefSeq, a predicted model, not a curated record